UAGCUAGAGCUUUACGCCUCGCCGAGCGUGUUCUUCAUGUCAGGCGGCCAGGGCUCGACGCGCCGGCCGCCUCGCUCGGCAGGCGGCGGCACGCUGCCCGCCAACGGGUUCACGUACAUCGGUGGCGAGGCGCGCGGGCACCAGCCGAUGACGCUCAACAAUGGCGCGCCUGCGCACCAUCUCAAUAACGGCUCCCUGCGCUCGCUGCCCGACAAAAAGAAUAACCGCAACGGCGUCGUCUGCCACCCGGAAAACUUCCAACGGAACCUGGACACGCGUUACUCCAGGAAGCAGGAGAACGGCUACCUGCGUAACUCUGAGACCAUCAUUGGGUUCCCGCGCAACGAGCGGGACUAUGACCGGGAACACGAGUACAGCGAGCCCGAGUACUCCAUCAUCCCGGAGAGCGGGUACGGGCGGGCCGAGGACUACCCGCGCUCCUGCUCGCACUCCAACACCUUCAACUGUUGAGAAGGCGCGCUCGCUCCUUCAAUCAUUUGUGAUCUUGUAAUUCUAGCAAUAAAUCUUCAUUCCAUUAAGUUUCGGACGGUGGCAGCUGUGACGGACGUAGUGCUCUAGAGCGGUUAGUGACUUUAGUAUCCGGCCCGGUGUACGUUCGACCAGUGUGGACUAUCCUAUAUCGUAUUCAUUUUAAAGAGUACCUUUGUAAAUUAUAAAUUUAAGUAGUGAUAAAUAUAUUUUUCAACGGGACGUCGAUGGGCGGUGGCGUUUGAAAGUGUGACUUUCAUUCGGGGCAUGCGUACAAUGACUAGUCGCGACGAGACACCUCGCUGACGUGAGGCAGCGGGAGAGGCGAGGAGGAUGAGGCAGUGGUGGCCGGAGAGUCGAGGCGGGCCGGCGCGGUCCCUUGUAUGAUUAUACAUCAUGAAACAUUGUGAUUUGUAAUUAUUUCUACCAGUGCGGUGGAUUUUGUAUUUGAUUUUGUACAAAAAACCAUUCCAUAUGAAAUCUUUUUAAUGUCUCUUAUUUUUAUUUAUAGAGUGUGCGUUAAAUAAGACACCAAUAUAAGAAAUAAAUAUUAGAAUUAAUAAAUGUGUAAAUAUAUUUAUAUUAUAUUGAGAUAUUUAUAAAAUUUAAUACGAUCUUGUUCUUCUAAAAUUAUCGUAAAUAAUUUCUGGGAUAUACUGUAUUGUUUGCUAUGUCGACUGAUGUCCCUGAAUACAUAUUUCUGUCACUACGUAUCGAUUAUAUCGAUUAUCGAUAUACCUACCGUGUGUACUCACUAAACUUCGUAUUGUGUAGGUAACAAGCACUUUGCAAUAUCAAAUCACCUUCAAAUACUUUCUUACGCUCAAUCCUAAUAUUCUAACUUUAUUAAGAUGUAAAAAUGAAACACAAUGUCAUUGUAACUAAGAGAAAAUACUCAAUGAAAAAAUGUAACUAACUUAUGUUUUUUUUCGUAAAAUGUAUAAAUUAAUAAAUGUAUGAUCUGUUCGAAAUGCCAAAUAUUCCGAAAAUAAUCGAUUAUCUUCUAAAAAAUUAUAUUUCUAAUUUCAAAUUAUUACAAUCAAAACUCGAAAAUAUAUUAAAUAAGCAUAAUUAGUUAGCUUGAAACGGAAAAACAUAAAUUAAUAAAUCUUUUUAAAUGUCAAUAUCAGAAAUAGUUCGUUUUACUGGCAUGAUUCCUAAUUCAAAAACCAGUGUUGCUAGAAAUGCAAAUCAUAACAUUCGAGCACAGCGCAGCGCACGCAAUCACUCAUUCAUUAACGGGUCGUACAAGUUAAUUAUGUGUGUGUUAUGAGCUAAUUAAGUUUAGCAAUCAUCACUUUAAUUAACUUAAUUGCGUCUAGUGAACUAUGACAGCGCCUGGUAAUCCACCCUCCGCUUUGAAUUUAAUGCUGCAAUUCAUUUUAGACAUAACCGUGAGCUUGGUAGCUAUUGUUUGGGAAAUGAGAAUAUAAAGCGUUUAAAAUUCAUGGAAAUUUUAGUGCAAAACAAAGAAAGGACUGAGAUAGUCGAUAAUGAUAUAAAACGAAGUUAGUUUUAAUGGUAAAAUAAUAAAUACUACAUAGUAUGUAUUUCGAACAGGUUAUUCAUAUCUAUGAGACAUAACUAAAGGGAAAUUUAUAUACUAUUAUGAUGUAUAAAUAAUUAUUUUUAUUACACUAACUUUCAGCGUACCUAAUGUAUUGGCGUUCCAACAAGAUACAAUAUUUAAACUUAGAAUUAACACUAGUGUUGCAAUAAUUAAUAUUUAAAAUCUAAUUAUAAACAAUUAAUCGUACUUUUUGAAAAUUUUGCAUCGAAAUAUAUUAUUUAAUUCUGGUAUAGAUAAAAUCACACUUCAUUAUUAAUAUUUUAGUGAUAUGACUAUUACGUUUUCAAAACCUUUUUUUUGUAUCUUGAUGGAAGUUUGUCACUUUCUAACAUUUUUCUAUAUUUCGACCUACACGAUAUCUGCGUCUUCUCGUAUUAUGUUAAUGUAAAUAUGGAGAAAUUAAAGACUAAGGUUUAAGGCAUGUGUUGUGCCUAGCGGAUGCCUAUACGAAGUAUACAAGAAAAAUGAUAAAUACAUAUGAGGAAAUUGUGAUUAGAGUUACUGACGACAUUGUAAUAGAAAUCAUCGGUCAUUUCUGUACUUUAUUGUAGUUAUUACCUACAUACAAACUCGAUAAAUAUAACAUACCUCAAAUUUA
Messenger RNA from Manduca sexta (tobacco hornworm), 2657 nucleotides. RefSeq lists its product as uncharacterized. The coding region runs from base 37 to 471 and encodes 144 amino acids. The record is from RefSeq and is a predicted model, not a curated record. The transcript has a single exon. Lineage: Eukaryota; Metazoa; Arthropoda; Insecta; Lepidoptera; Sphingidae.